This is a messenger RNA of Patiria miniata (bat star), 2543 nucleotides long. It is a transcript of the gene nup88, whose product is annotated as nucleoporin 88-like. The record is from RefSeq and is a predicted model, not a curated record. Gene Ontology annotation, molecular function: structural constituent of nuclear pore. Gene Ontology annotation, biological process: ribosomal small subunit export from nucleus; mRNA export from nucleus; protein import into nucleus. NCBI's taxonomy places the organism in Eukaryota, Metazoa, Echinodermata, Asteroidea, Valvatida, Asterinidae. Bases 33 to 2207 code for a protein of 724 amino acids. The transcript is spliced from 16 exons. Gene Ontology annotation, cellular component: nuclear pore.
ACACAUGUAUACAUGUAGCAAUCGAUAUCAAGAUGGCUGAUUUCGAAGAAGAUUCGCGGAUUGAGUUGUGGCGGAAAAGUUUAAAUUCUCAUCCGAUUUUUGACAACUUAAGACACAACGGAAAGUAUGCACCUCAUAGAACAGAACCAGAGAAACUGUUGGUGGUUCGGGAAGGCCAGUUAUUCGCUUGGGACACUAGAGAAAGUCGCCUUUUGACGAUGAAUUUGAAAGAUCUGCUCGACGCAGACGACGUCCAGUCGUGCAACAGAAUGCAGAGGCUCCUAUGCACUAACACACCAAGGUUUGACAUUGAGCAUAUUGACCUGAGUGCAACAGGUCAUCAUGUUCUACUUUGGGGUGCCAAAGGUGCAUCAGUGAUGACACUUCCAAGACGACAUGGACAGUAUGGACAAUUUGAGGCAGGAAAGGAACAAAUCAACUGCAGAACAGCAAUCUUGGCGGAGAGAUUUAUGAUGUCAAGUGGUACGCUACGCUUGCUGCAAGCUGCCUGGUACCCAGGAAGUGACACUGAUAGACACUUGGUUCUUCUUACUUCUGACAACACAUUAAGGAUCUAUGACAUGACUUCACCACACAAGCCAAUCCAGUGUCACAGAUUAGGGGAGUAUUCCACCAGCUACUCACUGUCGGCCAACAGGUCAACGUUUGAGGUGGCUCUAGGAGAUAUAGCUGUGGCAUUUGACUUUGGACCAGCAAUGGAAGAACCUACAAGACCUGGAAGAAGGCCCAGUGCUCCAGUCCCGUUCUUGUUCCCAAUUUACAUCUUAAAAGGCAAUGGAGAUGUCUUUUUACUCCUGACGAGUUUAUCAGAACCAAGGUAUGUCCAUACAGAUCUACAAGGGCCCCUGACCAUGCAUCCACCAGCAGAAGACAACUAUGGCCUAGAUGCCUGCAGUAUAAUGUGCCUUCAUACUAGUCCUGUUGUACUAGUGGUGGCAACCUCUGGUGGUAUACUACAUCAUUGCAUUGUACUGAGUGGGGAUGAAGAUGAUGAUGAAGAUGAUCACUCUGUAACAUCAGCAUCCCUGUCAGACAUUGGUAGUGUUGGAGGCAAGUCUGAUGCAUCUCUCUAUGUGUAUGAGAGUGUUGAGUUAUCACUCACUGUAUUAUCAGAUGAAUAUCCUGAGGAUACUGCCUACCCAAUUCUUCUACUCAAAGAUCCUUCCUCACCGUGUGAGUACUACUGUUCCCAUAGUGCUGGUGUACACUGUGUCACAUUGUCCUGGCUACAGAAACUCAUACAGUACUGUUCCUCAGAGCGUGAAGGGACUGAAGAUGGUACAGUCAUGGAUGUCAUCAAUCAAGACCAGCCCUGCAUAGUAGCACACAUGAUAUGCACCAAGCCAUCAGAAUCAUGCCCACCUGCUCCCAUCCUGGGUUUGACUAUAGUGACUGAUCAUCUACUGGGCAAGGCUCUACUGUGUCGUACAUCCACCAAUGACUGCAUUGUCACUCCUCUCAAAAACACUGAGGUGCCAUCAGCUCCACCCCUGAUAUCUGAAGGAGGUUCUCAAAAGAUGGAGUCACCGCUCAGAAAUCUCAGCUCAGAACCAUUCCAGAGUCAUAUCAGGAAAAUACUGCAGAGAAAUGUGUCCAACCCUAUUCUAAAAGGCAGUUCCAAGACUAGUCUGAGCCCCAAGGAGAGUUUGGAGCUGAUUUGUAGUGCCACUAAGGUACUGCGAGAGGAAUAUAUCAUCAAGCAGGACUUGGCAAGAGAUGAAAUAGAGAAACGAGUGAAGAUUCUUCAACAGCAGAAGGAGCAACAGAAAGCUGAUCUUCAAGAUGGCAACAAACUGAAGAUUGAUAUACAGAACCAAGCUGAGGAGAUUGCAUCUAGAUACAGUGAUGCACAAGAUAAACAAGAGCAACUCAUGGAUAGGGUUGGGGCUGUACUUCAUGCAUUGCAAAGCCAACUACCGGUGCUGUCUGAGGCUGAGCAAAGUCUACAAAGAGAAAUGACUGAUUUGGAACAGAAGCUGGAAAAGCUCAAAGAUUCAUUCGCACAGGUUAAAGUCAAAGAUGAGUAUCGUAAGAAGAAGAUUCAAGAGCAGAGCCAGAAGUCUCAGAGCCCUUCCCUCAGCCAAGGACAGAACAGACACAUCAAGACACUCAUCAAAGAAGAAAAUGAUGCCAUUGCUUCAUUAGUCAAAGAAAUCAAGAAUCUCACUGUUGCUGUGGGACAUUGAGUCGUGGAAUGACCAGGAGCGUCCUUUGAGUAAUCAUCAUCAGCCCUCCCCCCUCAGGAUUGUAUAUGGACAUGGACAUUGAACAUACAGAUCAUUGGCAUGAAUUAUUGUGAUGCUGUAGGACAGUGAAUUGAUACUUUCAACAUCUUUUUUUGAAUAAUCAACUUCAGCCAUUCUUGAACCUGAAGAGCCUCACAUAUGAUCUUUAUUUCCCAAAAUAACCUUGUUAAAUGGGAGAUAUGUGAUAAACUACUGUAUGGGUAUUGUUGUAUAUCCAUUUGUAUCCCAGAUAGUGGUGGUGGGAAGGGGGGGGGGGGGGGGGGGGUGGGUGUGCAA